This is a messenger RNA of Penicillium manginii, 1755 nucleotides long. Its product is annotated as MFS transporter. The record is from RefSeq and is a predicted model, not a curated record. The transcript has 3 exons. NCBI's taxonomy places the organism in Eukaryota, Fungi, Ascomycota, Eurotiomycetes, Eurotiales, Aspergillaceae. Gene Ontology annotation, biological process: transmembrane transport. Gene Ontology annotation, molecular function: transmembrane transporter activity. Bases 1 to 1755 code for a protein of 584 amino acids.
AUGGAGCGUGCCGGCUCCCCACUCCCAUCAUCGUCAUCCCCACCCCCAUCCAUCUCCAGCGGCAGCGACAACCUGACAGAGGUGCCCACGGCCCGCGACCGUCGUCCCUCCCAAUUCGCAGACACACGAUCGGGUACCCUCAGUCGCCGGCAGACAAACCUCAACAAUGUUGAGCUCGAGCGCAUUGAGACGUCUCGACUACAGCAUAAGACAACAGUAGGAUCUGGGCCCGGGGUUGCUCCACGAGAUAAAUGGUUACCUAUGGGUGCAGAAAAGCCUUACCCUCCCGACUUGCCAGAUCCUGAGCAGUUCGUGGUUGAGUUCACCGGCUCAGAUGACCCUAUGCAUCCUCAAAACUGGCCGCUGAAGAAACGAAUCAUAAUCUCCGCCACCUUGGCCUAUACGACAUUCGUAUCUUCCUUUGCAAGUGCCAUAUACUCAUCCGCCUCACUUGCAAUCGCAACCAACUUUCACAUCAGUACUGAAGUCGCUAUUCUCGGUGUGACAUUGUACGUCCUGGGCUUUGCCUCGGGUCCGACGCUGUGGGCGCCCAUGAGUGAACUGAUUGGGAGGAAAAUGCCAAUUAUCGUGGGGAUGUUCGGAUACUCGCUAUUUACGGUGGCAGCUGCUACUUCUAAAGACGUUCAAACUCUCAUGUUGACCCGAUUCUUUGCUGGUUUCUUCUCAGCCAGUCCAAUCGCGAUUGUUCCAGCUGUUUUUGCAGACAUCUGGAAUAACCAGACUCGAGGUGUAGCUAUCGCUAUGUUUGCGAUGGCUGUUUUCGUCGGCCCGUUUGCAUCGCCUUUUACUGGAGGUUUCAUCACCAUGUCUUACCUGGGCUGGAGGUGGACAAUGUACAUUGCUUGUAUUAUGGGCUUCCUGGCAGUGGGACUUUGCCUAAUCUUUUUGAAAGAAACAUACGCACCAGCCAUCUUGGUUGAAAAAGCAAAGACCCUCCGUCGCCAAACACACAAUUGGGGAAUCCGAGCUAGACAAGAAGAAGUCGAGCUUGACUGGGAAGAAAUCAUCACCAACAACUUCAGUCGCCCAUUUCGAAUGCUCUUCACGGAGCCUAUUGUGUUUCUAAUUUCUCUGUGGAUGAGUUUUGUCUAUGGCUUAAUGUAUGCUCUACUCAGUGCAUACCCGGUGGUCUUCCAAGGAAUUCACGGGAUGAACUUGGGAGUUGGCAGUCUCCCAUUCAUUGGCCUCAUCAUAGGCGAGAUAUUGGCUGGUGCUUACAUCUUGUAUGAUCAAAGAUCAUAUGCGAAAAAACUUGCCGACAACAACAAUAUACCAAUUCCCGAAUGGAGACUCCCGCCAUCCAUUCUCGGGGGUAUCUGUUUUACGAUCGGGCUGUUUUGGUUUGGUUGGACUGGCUGGACGAAGUCAAUUCACUGGAUGGCACCCACUGCCAGUGGUGUAGUUACUGGGUUUGGAAUUUAUGUGAUCUUCUUGCAAUGCUUCAACUAUUUGAUCGACUCUUACCUGAUGUUCGCCGCUUCCGUAUUUGCCGCAAAUACAAUAAUGCGGUCUGCAGUGGGCGCUGCGUUCCCUCUAUUCUCCAAACAGAUGUUCCAAAACCUCGGAGUACAAUGGGCUGGUACACUACUUGGCUGUUUGGCUCUUAUAAUGGUGCCCAUCCCCCUCGCAUUCAUCAAGUGGGGCCCGGCCCUGAGGAAGAAGUCCAAGUUCGCACCGGCUUUCGGGCCGGUCGAGACUACGCCAUCCGAGAAGGAACCUCGUGCAUCUGUGUAA